Scophthalmus maximus (turbot) is the source of this 5052-nucleotide messenger RNA. RefSeq names its product twist-related protein 2-like. Gene Ontology annotation, molecular function: DNA-binding transcription factor activity, RNA polymerase II-specific; RNA polymerase II transcription regulatory region sequence-specific DNA binding; protein dimerization activity. Lineage: Eukaryota; Metazoa; Chordata; Actinopteri; Pleuronectiformes; Scophthalmidae. The coding region runs from base 483 to 1130 and encodes 215 amino acids. The record is from RefSeq and is a predicted model, not a curated record. Gene Ontology annotation, biological process: regulation of transcription by RNA polymerase II; developmental process. The transcript is spliced from 2 exons.
CCUUUAAAAAGUCAGAUUCGGGGGCUGCUGCUGCUGCUGCUGCGAGCGCUGUCUCACAUGCAGCUGCAGGAGCGGGACGCGAGAACAAUCCGGUCUGCUGCUGCCGUGGUUCGCUGACAGAGACUGAGGAGGGCUCGCUGGCAGGUUUUUCCGCGCGCGUGGAUGACGAAGCGCUGUGCCAAUCCAAACCCGAGUGCUGAAUGCUCUCCUGUUCAGGCUUGGCAUGUUUAGAUGUGGUUUAACAGUGACGCUAAAAAGAACAUUUGCUGGGGAGAGGAGAACAACACAGCGGAAGGCCAGAGGAGCACAGAAGGUGACAGAGGGAGUUCCUGGAGGCGACACAGAGCGCAGGGGAGCUGUGCGGAAGAGGCCGGGCCCGAGCGGAGAGGAACCCACGGGCGGGAGAAGCGCUGAAAUAGUCGGAGAAGGAGCGGCGGGGCAAAGAAGAGAGGGGACGGAAGAAACAAAAACCGCGGCCAAGCAUGAGAGAGGAGGAGCAGCCUAUUGAUGACCUCCCUGAGGGAGGGGUGGUUUCCAGCAAGGACAGCACGGGAAGACCCCCUUCUAACGCGUGUGCCGUUGUUGUAGCGACGCCGGGGGUCACCAGGCGCAAGCGGCAGACAGGCCCGCGUCCGGAGGAUCACGGCGCCACCGUGGCUCCGACCGCAUCGGCGGACGAGAGCGAGGCCAAGCCGGAGGCGGACGUCCAGAUCCAGACGCCCGCUGGACCCAAAAGACUCAAGAGGAGCCCGCAGCACCGGCCACCGUCCCCGGGCCCGUCCCUCUCCCCCGGCCCGGGCCUCAGUCCUGGAGCGCUCUUGGCCCUCGAGGACCCCCACGCCCAGCGGGUGAUCGCCAACAUCCGGGAGCGCCAGCGGACGCAGUCUCUGAACGACGCCUUCGCCUCGCUGCGGAAGAUAAUCCCCACGCUCCCCUCGGACAAACUGAGCAAGAUCCAGACCCUCAAGCUGGCGUCGCGCUACAUCGACUUCCUGUACCAGGUGCUGCAGAGCGACGAGAUGGACAACAAGCUGGCCGGAUGCAACUACCUCGCGCACGAGAGGCUGAGCUACGCCUUCUCGGUCUGGAGGAUGGAGGGGGCCUGGUCGACCAUGUCUGCUGGCCACUAACCCUGCCUGGUGGGGGGGGGGGGGGUGGCGAGAUUUGUCUUUUUUGACUGCUACGACCUAAAAAGACCCAAAAACCUUUGCUGACUCCCUCGCGACGGAGAUACUCUUGCUUGACACAGACCGCCGACGGUACUUCACGCCGCAGCGCAGGUCGUCCGUUUGCCAACCGCGGAAAAGACUGUGGGACCCCUGGCGAGGAGAGAGCGCGAUGCGUUCACAGCCCGUCAGCCACGUGAAAAACUGCAGUGGCUUUCAUUGCAGCAGUCUGAUGUAAAUAUGAAUUCUUGUCAUCCUAUUGUUUUGCUGGGCAAAAGCAGCUACCACUGCUCGCGUGUGCAGGGGCAUUGUCCUCAGUGCACGUUUCCUCAAUUCUCCUUUUUUGGCCAAAGGGAUUUUUUUUUCUUCUUCACGACACCUGUACUCUGUUUACGUAGAUCGCAGGGGAGGACAGGACAGGCGAGAGACAAAAUCAGCCGGACUUCAUUUCGACAUUCACUCACGGCGACAAGCCGGCGGUUAAGGAUGCCCUGUUCCCAAAUUCCCCCCCCCCCCCCCGCGGCUCGUUCGGCCCCGGAGCCUUUUCUCGGGGUCCCCGAAGCUUGACCUCUGGUUUCACCCCCAUCUUUCAUCCCCCUCGCCAACAGCCUACGUCGUCAUUGUCGUCCUCGUCAUCAUCACCAUCAUCAUCAUCAUCAUAGAGGUUCCUGUGGGUUUUGCCAAAGCUGGAUGAGGAGCAGCGCAGGAGAUUUACUGUAUUGGCCCACUGGCACCACACCCUCUUUGUCUCCUGUCUCACUUGUUAAACUGUCUCCCUUGUUUUCCCUCGCUUCCUCCUUCCCCCGCCUUCUCCCUCUCUCUCCUUUUCUGCUUUUUUUUUUUCUUCUCUCUUUUCUUUUUUUUUUAAUGAGGUCUCCGUGCCUUUGCCGGGUCGGUCAGGGACAGUUAAUUCCUCCAAAAAGUACACGUUAAUGUGCAAUUAAAUACUCGGGGAAUAUUUAUAGCCGGCCUGGACUCAGAAUCUAAGUUGUAGCUUGAUCCCUUUCGGCUGUGUGUCUCGGUGCUCGAGCAAGAGUUAAAUCAUGAAGGACUGUCAAGCGAGUUUGGAGCAAACACGGGGCGAAAAAAAAGGCAAUAGUUUGGCUGAACUAAACUUGCUACAGUAUUGUGAUUCAGCAACAACAAAUGAUUCCCAACAAAGGGAACACAUACAACCCGAGGCAAUGCACCAACCGGUAGUUGCACAUCUGUCAUACAUGGGAAACCUGCUGUGCAUAAAAAUGGUACGUGCCUGAAAUCGGUGUUCUCUGGAAUCACCAGCAGGGGGCGACUCCACUGGUCGCAAAAAGAAGCGAGUCUUGGAGAAAGUGACUCCGAUGUUCAUUUAGUAAAUUAUGGCCACGCUAAGAGUCAAAUAGACCAUGGAGCAGGCCGUGAGGAUCCAGCGUGAUUGACGGCUGGUACCGGCCACAGUGGGUGCGGGUUACAGGUGUAGGUGGACGCGCAGUGGAUGAGGUCUCAGUCAGACCCAUCCCAUCCCCCGCUCCUCCAAAGAUGGGGUGAGGUGGAAUUGUCAAAUUUGCUUUGGCAGUUUCCUAAACUCCUGAAAUGACCCAGAAGUAUUUGAUCGGCAUUCAUGAUAUACCGCUCGGUUGUCUGGGUGAGGUCGAAUUGUCCUUCCUAUCUACUAUUCCCAUCUACCUAUUCCCAUCUACUAUUCCUUGACCUCAGUGAAAAACGUCGUGAGGUCAAGGAAAGGUGGAAAGGAGGACUGAAGCAGACGGAGCGAAAACUACAAAUUUCCGAGGAUGAGCUCCAAAAAAACCAGCAUCAGAUGUAAACGGUAACUGACAUGAUGACGUGCGUCUCUUUUGGGUCAUAUUCAUACUCUUCUACUUCUUCUUCUUCUUCUUCUUCUUCUUCUUCUUCUUCUUCGGAUUGAAUGGUUUACGUCCGUGCGUGGCGCGUCACGUAAAAUAUCGCUGCCGCAAGGAAUUGUGGGGCGUCUACAUCUCCUUUCCUUUCGCAAAGGAAGCAUUGAAGCACCUUUCCUCUGCGUCUAGAGAAUCCCAACAGCUCUUAUCAUGGCUGCCGAUGAAAUACUUCCGGGUCCCUUCACGAUUUCGGAAACUUCCUAAGCCAAUUUGACAAUUCGACCGAACCCUCUAAAUGCAUAGGAAAGGAGCGUCAAUGCUUCCUUUCCUAUCUACUUUAGCAUAGGGUACGUUGGACUUUCCAUAGGGACAUAAAGGAUUAAAUCCAAAGUAGAAAAAAGAAGUAAGAGUAUGAAUAUGACCCAGAAGAGACGCACGUCAUCAUGUCAGUUACCUUUGCUUAUGAAGUAUUUCCAUCUUCUGCCAAACGGUGAUCAUGUGGAUACAAGUGGACAGGAGCAGGGCAAACAUUCAACCAUGACAACCUUUUCCUCAGUUUCUGACCCUAUAUUAUUGUUUUUAUUUCAGUUCCAACCUUGGUAAUGCAUACAUAUCUUCUGUGUUGCCCUUUUUUUAGGCCGGAUCAACCCACUUAAAGUACGCACAGGGCCAAGUCCCCUACAAGAUGCGUAUCUUCGGAAAUGCGUACUCUCACCACGGAGGACGCACGUCAAUAAUUUCUGCCUUCGCAUAAAGACCUGGCCCAGUGUAGGUGGCCUCGGAUUCUCUGAGCAAUUCCUGAAGUCCUAUGAGUCCUCCUUUGCGCCUUUCCUUGACCUCAUGACCUUUUCCUCUGAGGUCAAGGAAUGGUAGAAAGGAAAAGAUGACAGGAAGGACAAUCCAAAUGCACCCACGGUUACCUCUGGUUUCACAAAACCAAGACGGCGCCGGCACAAAUGCUAAACUCGAGGCUUCAAAACGGCAGUUCCCAAACCAAUGGGUGAGGUCACUGUGGGUUGAAACUCUGGUCUCUUUAACCUUCUAAUUUCUGCUGGCGCAGCUCCCCGGUAUUUUAUCUAAUCCCUUGCGUGAGUUCAUCGGAAAGCAAAGGUAAGAGUCUCGCAGAUCCAAAGACAAGGGAGAAAUCGGAGGGAGCAUCCUGACGCCUGCACAUCUGACUGCGCUGUACGUGAAGGUUCUGCAUCGUUUUUGCUCCGCCCUUCGUCGAAGCCCGGCACACAGCGGAACGAGGGGCCCGCGAAAGAACACACCGGUGCGGCUCUUUAGAAAAAGGCCCCGCUCCCACUCACAAGGGUUUCCAGUUGCUCCGACCCCACCUCGGCUCGCGUUCAAGUUGGGCGGAGGAGGAGGAGGAGGAUGCGGGGAGAACCGAGGCGCCAGUUGUCCCGGCGCAACGAUACAACCGUCGACCAAGGAGCGAGGCCGACGUCCGUCAAACUGUUUUGUGCUGUUUUACAGGCAAAGGCUGUACAGAACAAUGUGCUACAAGAUACAAAUCCCCUCGCCUGACACGUCACCAACAGUUUGACCGUAGCACAAUCAACUCUUCUUCUGUGUCCUUGACAAUCAACCCCUGUCAGUGUAUUUAUAAAAAAUUAAAAAAAAGUAUCCCGAAUAAGUUGGACAGAGUCAUUCAACACGUGCUCAUUGACAAAAGGGAAGUUUCGGUGCACAGAGCUCAGAAGCUUGCUUGUUCUGUGGAUCCUGGGCUCUGGCAGGUGACAUCACCGCUGUGAUCAACGCCACGAGAUGCUCUUCAACACUGAGCGUGAAUUGCACCGACUGUCUGAUGUACACAACACUACAGUACGUGUGCUUUUAUAGACAAUUCUGCAUUCAAGUCUUGGACGCGUGUCCUUUUGAUUUUAAGCGCUUGAGCCGGUUAGCAGCUACUUUCAGUCUUAGGAUGUACGGUGGAAAAAAGUCUCUCUGACACUGAAAUAUCCAUAAAUCUCAUCGGGUAAUAUUCUCUUUUUUCAUAUUCGUUGUUGCUGCUGUCCGACAACUAUAUUAAAUUUGAUCACACAACA